CGUAGAGAGCUGAAGGCGUUGAAAGUGAACCAAGCGCUUGAAGAUCGAGAGGCCAAAACGCUGCGCUUCAGACUCACACUCUGCAAGAGGAACAUGCCAACAAAGAUUGAAGUGUGACUCAACUAUAGGGAAUGUAACAAAGAAACGGUCUACAGUAAAAGUAGAUGGUGUGUAGCCUAAAGAAGAGGAUUUUUUUUACUGUUUUCCUGACGUUUUCUUUCAUGGCAGUUGAUUUCACUGAAGAGAAGCGGCACUCGGACUGAAGAGAAGCGGCACUCGGACUUGCUGUUGAGUUUUGGGACAUUUUUUCUUCCGCCGUAUGUGUAGGAUACUUUGAUGCAGUUAAAAAAAAUGCUCUCAUUUGGUCGUGUUCUUGUUACUUUCAAAGUGGUUUCUUGACAGCUGUGAAGAGUUUUUAGGAACCUAGGUGCGCUUUUUUUGGCAUUUACCUGGGUUACGUCUCACGGAGUAGGCUAUUGAAGCCUUCUUUGGUCCCAAAGACUUUUGAAGGGGUAUAGCCAACUCAUUGUACGGGAUUUUCCAUCGGCGAAGAACUGUGACAUGGAUGCGCUUUGGGUCUGCACACUUUUUCUGUUCGUAAAUGUUGCCCUGGGAGAUGCCUGUGUCAGUGGGCAGUUCAGCCAGUCAGGGGAGUGCUGUAGCCUGUGUCCUCCAGGCCAUGGGGUGGAGGUAGAGUGUGGGAUGGAGGACACCAAGUGCCAGCCUUGCCCUGAGGGAAGGUUCUCCCCAUCAGACGGUCUCUCCCCGUGCCUCCCCUGUGCCCGCUGCCCAGCUGGCAUCCCAGAGCUGACCUCCUGCAGCGCCACCCAGGAUACCCACUGUGACUGUGACCAGCACUUCUACCUGUGGCGGGAUGGGAAGAGUGUGGCAGGGCUGUGUGCCGCCUGCACCAUGUGUGGACGGGGCGAGGGGGUGGUGAGGCUGUGUGGUGCCCAGGGGAACACCCAGUGCCAACCAUGUCGCCCAGGAACGUUCUCAGAGGAGAAGAGUGAUAUCAAGCCCUGCCAGGUCUGCUCUCAGUGCUCUGACACUGAGGUGGAGAUCAGAGCCUGCCAGCUCAACUCUGACACCCUCUGCAUGGAUAAGAAACUCCACAUCCUGUCUCGUCCCCCUGAGUCUGACGGCCCUCUGGCCGCUCCUCGCCUGCCUGGGUUAGGGUUGGUGAAUGAUGGAGAGGAGGCCAGCCCUGCCCCUGGAGGAGGAGCAGCCCCCAGGGCCCCCGGGUUCACCCCUCAGGAUGAUGGGAGCAGCAACCACAUCCUGGUCUACGUAUCUGUUCUGGCUGCUGUGGUGCUGGGCCUGCUGCUCUACGUCGCCUACAAGUGCUGGACGUCGUAUAAGCAGAAGCAGGCGUUGAGUAAAGCCCGCGCUGCAGAGCUGGGGACGUGUCCUGAAGGAGAAAAACUCCACAGUGACAGCGGUGUGUUCCUGGACUCACACAGCCUGCAGGAUGGCCAGCCAAGUAAAGGUAGUAAGAGGGACAGUAAGCAGGACGGCCGUCUGUACAUCAACCUGCCCCCCCACAGACAGGAGGAGGUGGAGCGUCUGCUCCAGGAGGGGAGCGGGGGCCGCAGAGGCUCCUGGAGGACCCUGGGGGCCGCGCUGGGCUACGAGGCCGAGCAGAUGGACCUGUUUGGGCACGGCGAGGCCCCUGUACACACCCUCCUUUCCAACUGGGCUCAGCAGGAGGGCUCCACUCUGGGACUUCUGUGCUCGGCGCUGGCCCGCAUCGAGAGGCCCGACGUAGCCGCCGCCCUCACCUGCCCUGCCCAGGGGGUGUCUGUGGUCUGAGGAAGGAGCCAUGGUUGGUCCCAAAUGGCACCCUAUUCCCUAUAUAGUGCACUACUGGUAAGCUAAAGGUCAAAAGUAGUGCACUAUGUAGGGUGCCACAGAGCCUUCCUCAUGAGCCUGAUAAGACUGGGUGGCAUUCAUUAGGAACCAAACGGACUGAAUCAGGGAGUGACGACCUGAACUUGAACCAAUAAGAAAUGUUUGUUUUCCGUUGCGAAACAUACUGUGUGUCCUAAUGAAUACGACCCUUGUGGACAUAGGAGAGGAUGGAUGGGGCAAACAGCCCUCCUUCUCACCCAGUGGGAUGGCAUAGCAUGCCAGGGGAGGUACUCUUGACUGCCCCAUAAUGCCUCAGACAUUUGAACUGAAGAGGACAGUGGAAGUGUUGUUGCUGGCUCGUUGAGCUGGUUCAUCCUCUAUUGGAAAUGUACAGUAUAUCCACCAUUCUUCCAGUAUAUAUAUAUAUAUAUAUAUAUAUAUAUAUAUAUUACCAUACUUGUGUAUAAUCUGCCCAAGCGUUCUAGGAAUGGGUAUUUAUUUGCAGCAAUGUCAGAAGGAUCCACUCUCUUUCCUGAUUUGUUUUGCAGCAAUGUGAGGAAGAUGCACAAUAGCUGACUGUAACUAACUGAACAGGCAUGGGAAUGAAAUAUUCUGUAGAAUAUUCUUUACAACUAUGAAAUAAAUGCAUUCUGUUCAUAUUGACAAUCAGUAGUGAAUUUUAAGACCUUUGUAAAUAUUUGAUCAUACAUUCAUUGUAAUAUAGUGUUAGAAAGGUUUUCAAGCAUGAAGGGGCAAUCGCAAACCUCUUUGACUGAGGAUGCAUGAUGACUCUCUCUCUCUCUCUCUCUCUCAGCUUCUCCAUCUUAAAGACAUUGGGAGGCCUCAAAUCAGUGAUGUACUAUCAGCGUUGCUAGUCACUGCCUCUCUCCUAUCAUGGUUUCUGGUGUGGCUGGCUAUCCAGAACAUUAUCGUUAUGUAACAAUCACUUAUUCUGGUCUAUAUUCUAAUGUCAUGGUGUGUGUUUUUCUAAGACGUUGUCUCAUAUAAUAAAUGCUUUUGAAGGUG
Molecule: messenger RNA, 2877 nt
Organism: Oncorhynchus kisutch (coho salmon)
Lineage: Eukaryota; Metazoa; Chordata; Actinopteri; Salmoniformes; Salmonidae
Product: tumor necrosis factor receptor superfamily member 16
Exons: 6
Coding region: 562-1812 (416 amino acids)
Biological process (GO): Rho protein signal transduction
Cellular component (GO): plasma membrane; cell surface
Molecular function (GO): death receptor activity; coreceptor activity; nerve growth factor binding
Source: RefSeq, a predicted model, not a curated record